Cataglyphis hispanica is the source of this 1192-nucleotide messenger RNA. It is a transcript of the gene SkpA, whose product is annotated as S-phase kinase-associated protein 1. The coding region runs from base 225 to 713 and encodes 162 amino acids. Gene Ontology annotation, cellular component: nucleus; cytoplasm. The record is from RefSeq and is a predicted model, not a curated record. Gene Ontology annotation, biological process: SCF-dependent proteasomal ubiquitin-dependent protein catabolic process. NCBI's taxonomy places the organism in Eukaryota, Metazoa, Arthropoda, Insecta, Hymenoptera, Formicidae. Gene Ontology annotation, molecular function: cullin family protein binding. The transcript is spliced from 3 exons.
AACGUCGAACUGUUCGAACAGACGAAAAACGGAAAAACAACGUUACAGACAAUACAGCAUACAGUUGAUUUUCUCCAUCGUUUUGAAUCGGGUAUCGGACGGAGAUUGAUGUCAGGAGCAAAGCCAAGGAAGUAACCAAGAUAAGCAGCAACGAGAAGUGACGGAGAAUCUCCGAGGCAAGAAGCGACGCUUGAAUCGACGAUUUCUAUUUUGCCACCAAAAAGAUGCCUAACAUAAAGCUACAGAGCUCCGAUGGCGAGGUGUUCGACAUCGAUGUUGAGAUCGCGAAAUGUUCGGUCACCAUCAAGACUAUGUUGGAGGAUCUCGGUAUGGAUGAGGAAGAAGAGGAAGUUGUGCCAUUGCCGAAUGUUAAUUCAGCGAUCCUCAGAAAGGUCAUACAAUGGGCUACAUAUCACAAGGACGAUCCUCCACCACCAGAAGAUGAUGAAAACAAAGAAAAGCGUACUGAUGAUAUCAGUUCAUGGGAUGCUGAUUUUCUAAAAGUUGAUCAAGGCACGCUGUUCGAAUUGAUUUUGGCAGCUAACUACCUCGACAUCAAGGGUCUUCUAGAUGUCACAUGCAAAACUGUUGCGAAUAUGAUCAAAGGCAAGACACCUGAGGAAAUACGUAAAACAUUCAACAUCAAGAAUGAUUUUACUGCUUCAGAAGAAGAGCAGGUGCGCAAGGAGAAUGAGUGGUGUGAGGAGAAAUAAAAUAAAAAAAUAGUUUGAAUAUUGGAACGAUUUAUUAUUUCUCCCCAGUAAGCUUUUUUGAAAAAAAAAAUAUUAAAAUUGUAUGACCACUUUUUCUCCUCUGCUACUAUAUUAAUUAUUUAUUUUCAUUAAAUAAAUAUAAAAUAAUAAUUGUGAUUCACUGUGUCUGAUAUAGUCAUACUUUACUUUUUAAAUUCUAGAACAAUACAAAAUUCAUUAAUAUCACUAUAAUAUAAUAUAAGAAUGCGUUCCAUUUCACGCAUUGAGCGCAUAGAUCGCCUGAAAAUUUAUAGUUCACGUCAUUUAUAGAUUUCCAAACGAUCUAUGCGCUCUAUGCAUGAAACGGAAUGCAACCUAAGCGUACGUGUUUAUGUUGAGACACUUAAAGUUUUUAGCAUAAACAUAUUAUAAAGAUUUAUUUAAGACUAAAUUGUACACAUAGUUUAAUGAUAUAUUGAAUAAAAGAUUUAAAAAACUUA